This is a messenger RNA of Peniophora sp. CBMAI 1063, 1212 nucleotides long. The record is from the annotation of a GenBank genome assembly. Lineage: Eukaryota; Fungi; Basidiomycota; Agaricomycetes; Russulales; Peniophoraceae.
AUGACUGUCGAGCCAGCUGCUGCCGACGAGUUAAAGCCAGUUUACAGAUAUCUACCCAGCGCCGAUAAGUUGAUAAUUAAACGACAUGUCCCUACUGCUGUCAUGCCCUUGGUUGGCGACUUCGUCGUCUUCUCCAUCGAUCCAGUCGCCUCCGUCGCACAUCUGGACAAGGUUGCCAGGCAAGCUGCCAAGAAGAUUAGGACACAUCGUCAUGUUGGACUGGUCAUGAUGAUGCAGGGCCUACCGAUGGACGAUGACCCGGUCAACGCAUUCACGUUUGCCUUUCUCAGGAAGGGUUUACCUCCAACGGCACCACCAGGCAGCUUCGCAGACCUUUGCAUCCCCGCUCUCCCAAACACCUUCCACCCGACAGUAACUGAGCCGCUACGCCCCAUACACCCUUUACCGUGGGAUGAUUGUUAUAUCAGUGCGACCGACGACUUGGGCUUCCGUAACUUGCGCGUAAAGACAACCUCUCGGGACUAUACGCCUAUCCUUCCGCUUGAGCCUGAAGAAGUAUGGCGUCUUACAUGUUUCAUCGACGACAGUGAGGCUGUCACGGAGGAGAGGAUGCGACGGAUCCGAAGGGGUUCACUCAAUGUUAUCGCCGACAUCCCUCUUCCCGAGUCUCCUACUUCAGCCAAACCUCUAUCAUUACCUGACCCUCCAAUCAUGGACCGCGCCGAGCCGCCGACAGAUGGACUCUCUGUUCACUCACUUUCGUCAUCCUACGUGCAACGACUCAAUGGUCUAUCUACUCACGACGACGAUGCCUCCAUGAUCGGUAGCAUUGACACUGCGUCGAGCUCUCCAGGGGGCCUCCCAUCGCCUUGCUCGGAUGAUAUUGACGUGGGGUUCAUCCAACAGUUCGAACAUUUUCUGAACAACGGCGGAAGCGUAGAUGACCCAGUGGUUGACAUCUGGUAUGACCUCGACAUGGUGAAGGAAGUGGUUGAUAUCUCGUUGUUCCUAAAGGAGAUCGCCCAGAUCAGACAGGUUAUAGAGGAUGCUGAAGAGCGGUUGGGUAUCCGCGCUGCCAGGGAUGCGGCAGCUGCUGAACUGAAGGAACUACGUGCUCGUCAGGCAGAGGAAGCUAGGGAGCACACUGAAAAGAGUGUAAGACGUAGCAGUGGUCUAUUGAGCAAGUUCUCGGGCCUUCUGCACUCGACUCUCCACGUUUUCGUCUGCCAGUCCGCCAUUCACGACGACUAG